This is a messenger RNA of Dicentrarchus labrax (European seabass), 3711 nucleotides long. RefSeq lists its product as uncharacterized. Lineage: Eukaryota; Metazoa; Chordata; Actinopteri; Moronidae. The transcript has 6 exons. Bases 380 to 1291 code for a protein of 303 amino acids. The record is from RefSeq and is a predicted model, not a curated record.
ACACACACACACACACACACACACACACACACAGUUGAUUAAAGUGAGUGAGUGAGAGUGUGUGUGUGUGUGUGUGUGUGUGUGUGUGUGUGUGUGUGUUAAUGUGUUACUAAUAUAACUGAGAGCAUACACUCAAUAUCAUGUUGGAAUAAUGGAGCUAUGAAGCAGGAGCUGGUGUAGCUGGUCUUUAUUCUCCACAGCUUGAACACUGUAGGCCGUAACCAACGGCAACACAAUAAAAACAGACACAUCUAUCACUAUCAACAUUAGCUCGCCAACGUCUCCCCCCAACACACACACACCGGAGCCCCGAGCUGAACACACUCCCCCCCACAGGUCCUCUGACACUCCCAGGUGAUAUCUCACACCUAUCAUUGCCAUGGCAACUGCCCUGACUGACAGGCUAUUGAUUGAUUACACAGCCCGUUACAAUCGCUGUCGGUCCCCCUCCUCCCAUGAUGCAUCUGGGUGUGUGGGCAACGAGCACGGAACAGAGGUGCAUUCUGGGUCAGAUCAAAGGUCAUGUGAUGUGUUUCCUGUUCCUGCAGCUACAGUGGAGCUGCUCGCUGUGUGGGAGUCUCUAAGUACAGGUACCUCACCCACAGAGGGUACGGGUCUUUAUUUACCUCACCCACAGAGGGUACGGGUCUUAUUUACCUCACCCACAGAGGGUACGGGUCUUUAUUUACCUCACCCACAGAGGGUACGGGUCUUUAUUUACCUCACCCACAGAGGGUACGGGUCUUUAUUUACCUCACCCACAGAGGGUACGGGUCUUAUUUACCUCACCCACAGAGGGUACGGGUCUUUAUUUACCUCACCCACAGAGGGUACGGGUCUUAUUUACCUCACCCACAGAGGGUACGGGUCUUUAUUUACCUCACCCACAGAGGGUACAGGUCUUAUUUACCUCACCCACAGAGGGUACGGGUCUUUAUUUACCUCACCCACAGAGGGUACGGGUCUUUAUUUACCUCACCCACAGAGGGUACGGGUCUUUAUUUACCUCACCCACAGAGGAUACGGGUCUUUAUUUACCUCACCCACAGAGGGUACGGGUCUUUAUUUACCUCACCCACAGAGGGUACGGGUCUUUAUUUACCUCACCCACAGAGGGUACGGGUCUUUAUUUACCUCACCCACAGAGGGUACAGGUCUUAUUUACCUCACCCACAGAGGGUACGGGUCUUUAUUUACCUCACCCACAGAGGGUACGGGUCUUUAUUUACCUCACCCACAGAGGGUACUGGUCUUAUUUACCUCACCCACAGAGGGUACAGGUCUUAUUUAACUCACCCACCAGUAUUAAUGGUAUUAUAUAAUAGAUUAUAUACUUUAUGGAUUAUAUAUUGUAUUAUUGUUGUCAGUGAAACACUGUGUAUGUCUGUUUAAAAUAAAUAAAUAAAAGGAAAUAUGGUUUAUUAGUAAUGCAUUUAUAUCAUUAAUAGACUCAAUUGGCUUCUGUCAGAGUGUAAAUAAACCAACUCAUUGUUUUAAUCACACUCUUGACCUUGUUCUAUCAUAUGGCAUUGAUAUUGAACAUUUAAUAGUCUUCCCACAUAAUCCUUUCCUAUCUAACCAUUAUUUAAUAACUUUUGAAUUCAUACUAUUAGAUUAUAAGCCAUUAGGCAAAACUUCCUACAGCAGAUGUUUAUCUGACAGUGCUGUAGCUAAAUUUAAGGAGGAGAUUCCCUUCAGUGUUUAAUUCAAUGCCAUGUCUGAAUUUAACAGAGUCCUAUAACGACUUAAGUCCCUCUGAAAUUGAUAAUCUUGUCGAUAGUGCUACAGGCUCACUACGGUCAACAUUAGACUCUAUCGCUCCUAUAAAAAGGAAAUUAUUAAAACAUAGGAGACUAGCACCUUGGUAUAACCACCAAACCCGCCAGUUAAAACAAAUAGCUAGGAAAUCUGAAAGGAAAUGGCGCUCUUCCAAAUGAUCAGAAUAUCGCUUAAAUUGGCAAGAUAAUCUUAAAACCUAUAGAAAGGCCCUCCGUAAUGCCAGAGGAGCCUAUUAUUCAGCACUAAUAGAAGAAAAUAAGAAUAACCCUAGGUUCCUCUUCAGCACUGUAGCCAGGCUGACAGAGAGUCACAGCUCUAUUGAGCCACAUAUCCCCAUAAACUUAAGUAGCAAUGACUUCAUGAGCUUCUUCUAUAAUAAAAUUAUCACUAUUAGAAAAAAAAUUAAUCACCAACUGCCAUCAACAGUUAUCAGUGGCUCUCCAAGUUCAGGGACUUCUGCCAAUGUAAACUUAGAUAUAUAUUUAGACUGUUUUCUGCUAUCGAUCUUCAUCAGUUAACUUCAAUCAUUUCUUCAUCGAAGCCAUCAACCUGUCUAUUAGACCCGAUCCCAACUAGGCUGCUUAAAGAAGUUGUUCCCUUAAUUGGCACUUCUUUACUGGAUAUGAUUAAUCUUUCUUUAUUAUCAGGAUAUGUACCACAGUCCUUUAAAGUAGCUGUAAUUAAACCCCUUCUUAAAAAGCCCACUCUUCAUGGUCAGGCCCCUUCAUAUCUUAAAGAGCUCAUAGUACCCUAUUACCCCACUAGAACACUGCGUUCUCUGAAUGCUGGGCUACUUGUGGUUCCUAUAGUCUCUAAAAAGUAGAACAGGAGCCAGAGCCUUCAGUUACCAAGCUCCUCUCCUGUGGAACCAGCUUCCAGUUGUGGUUCAGGAGGCAGACACCCUCUCCACAUUCAAGAGUAGGCUUAAGACAUUCCUCUUUGAUAAAGCUUAUAGUUAGGGCUGGAUCAGGUGAGUCCUGAACCAUCCCUUAGUUAUGCUGCUAUAGGCCUAGACUAUCGGGGGAUUUCCCAUGGUGCACUGAGCUCCUCCCUUCCUCUCUCUUUCUGCACUCAUUCAUGUUCCAUUAAUGCAUGUUACUAACUUCACUUCUUCCCCGGAGUUCUUGUGCUUUCUCGUCUCGCAGGUUCUCAGGGAUCCUGGUGGAGCCUCCUGCCAUGGUCCUGCUUGACUGCCAUUGCCAAUCGUGUUGUUGCUGUGCACCUAGAAGAAGAGGUUCAGUCGAGGAGAGCGAGACUUCAUGACGAGGAUGACUCGUCCUCUACAGCUCACCUGUCUGCACAUCAACACCCACUGAUCUCACCUGUACACUGACAGGAAGUCAGCAACAGGAAGAGGCGGAGCCAGCUCACCUGCACUUCAGUUUUAAUGUUUAAUGUUGAUAUAAGUUAUUAAAUCUUCUUUUAUUUCACACCACACACUGUUGUCAUGGCAACAUCACAGUCCCUCAUAAACCUGAGUCAGGUAAUAUUAUAAUAAUCAUCAAAAAUAAAUAAUAAAUUACAGAAGCAGCAGGUAUUGAUUUAUUUCAAUAAAACCAUUUAUUAUUAUUAAAAUAAAUAAAUAAUGAAUUAAUUAAACUCUAUUUUAUAUUAUUAUAUCACAGAGCUGCAGUGUGAUAUAAUAACAGAAUAUUAUUUAUUUAUUGAUCUGUGGUUUAUAAUAUGUGUAAUGAUGAUGAACAACCAGCAGGGGGCGUUUCACUGCUGCUGAGCAUCAACGCUCUGCUGCCUAGCAACAGAUGACACAGUGAGCAGCUGCUUUUAAUUGGCUGACUUAUUAACAUUAAUAAUAAUAUUAAGACACUUUAUUUCUAUAUUUAGUUUAUUAUUUGCUUUCAGUAAAUUAUUUUAAAAUAUUUGUGUUGAAUUUAUGAAACAUUAUAAAUAAAGUAAACAAACAGUUUGAACUGA